This is a messenger RNA of Actinia tenebrosa (Australian red waratah sea anemone), 1426 nucleotides long. RefSeq names its product DNA-directed RNA polymerases I, II, and III subunit RPABC3. Lineage: Eukaryota; Metazoa; Cnidaria; Anthozoa; Actiniaria; Actiniidae. Gene Ontology annotation, cellular component: RNA polymerase III complex; RNA polymerase II, core complex; RNA polymerase I complex. Gene Ontology annotation, biological process: DNA-templated transcription. The record is from RefSeq and is a predicted model, not a curated record.
AUUCCAAGAUGGCGGGCGUCUUGUUCGAAGAUAUUUUUGACGUUAAAGACAUCGAUCCAGAUGGGAAAAAGUUUGAUAGAGUUUCAAGACUUCACUGUGAGAGUGAGAGCUUCAAGAUGGAUCUAAUUUUAGACAUCAAYAGCCAAAUUUACCCCGUAGAACUUGGGGACAAGUUUCGAUUGGUUUUGGCCAGCACUUUGAAGGAAGAUGGCACCCCUGAUGAUGGUGAAUUCACGCCAACAGAUUCUGUCCCUUCAAGAGCAGAUCAGUUUGAGUAUGUUAUGUAUGGAAAGGUUUAUAGAAUUGAAGGAGAUGAAGGACCAGAACCGGCUACAAGAUUGGCUGCUUACGUUUCAUAUGGAGGUUUAUUAAUGAGAUUACAAGGUGAUGCUAAUAAUCUGCAUGGAAUAGAAGCUGAUGAUCAUCUUUAUUUAUUAAUGAAAAAACUAGCAUUUUAGUAGAGAACUUCUUAUCRCAAAAAUAUUUAAUGUAAAUGCAGUGUUUAACCCUUUUAUACUCAAAAACAAAAAACUUAAUACUAAAAAUGUUCACUYAUACAGCAUGCAGAAAGCAAUAAAAACAAAAUAGAAGAGUUAAGAGAAGCACUUCUUGAUUGCUUUCAACACUAAUAGCUGUUAGUAUUAUCGAAAAGAGCAUGAGGGAAACUGUUUAUUCUUUUGUUACAUACAUAGAAAGAAUUAUAGUAUUGUAGUUUUCAACAAUGUUUCCUCAUGUUUUUUGCAAAGCUAGCUUCACACCCACUAAUGACAUCAGCACCGUGCUGCAUUUGCCGAAACAGCACAGUGCUUGACCAAUCAGUGUGUUUUAUGAGGUAUACAUACCAUAGUAAAGUAGUAGUAUACCAUAGUACAGUAUUAGUGUCACAAUGCCUUAGUUUGUACUAAUAUUGUCAGUAAUGAUAGUCAUUCAGUAUAAAUUGCUCAUAUUGCUUCAUUGUUAGUCAUGCCUUAUUCUUGGUUCACAAAUAUUACCAAGACAGGGAUAUCAACUUAAUUAGUUAGUCUAGUUGCAGAUGACUGUAAGCAAGUACCAGAUAUGCACAUAAUGAAUAAACUGCCAAUAUAUUGGUAAAGUGGGCCACAGGCAUCCCCUCAAAGUGCCAAUGAAAAGGGACACAUAAUCUUCUAAUUUCCAAUUUGAUCAUGGAACAAAAAAUAGGUUUGUUAGUCACUGGCUAUUUAAAGUGUGACCCUCAUAAAACCAGGACUAUUUACUUAUUUUGUUCUACUUAAAAAACUGAAAAAUCAGAUUAAGUUCCUGGAGUUCAGUUCAGCAGACAAAUAGUAUUUGUACAAUAAUGGUAAAAUGAUGUGUGCGAUGUCAAUUUGUGAUAUAUAUUGUAAUAUAGCCCGGAAAUUAAACGUGCAACGUAACAAUACAUUGUGUAAUAAAAAGCUGCAUGAUU